GCAGAAGCAGCGCAGGGAGCGAGUCGAGCCGAGCCGAGCCGGAGCAUGGGGCGGCUCAACCUGCGCGGCUGCCUGGGCUGCGGCACCAAGGAGGACUUCACCCUGUCCGGCGCGAAGGAGAAGGGCGCCGGGGAAGAUGAGAACUCCGAGCGGGGCAACUGGUCCAGCAAAACGGACUACCUGCUGUCCAUGGUGGGCUACGCCGUGGGCCUGGGCAACGUGUGGCGCUUCCCUUACCUGACGUACCAGAACGGAGGAGGUGCAUUUCUAAUCCCCUAUACGCUUAUGCUGGCAUUAGCUGGCUUGCCUUUAUUUUUCCUGGAGUGCUCCCUCGGACAGUUUGCCAGUUUGGGGCCAGUGUCCGUGUGGAGAAUAUUACCCAUGUUUCAAGGUGUGGGAAUCACGAUGGUCCUCAUCUCAACCUUUGUGACCAUCUACUACAAUGUUAUCAUUGCCUAUGCCCUCUACUAUUUAUUUGCCUCUUUUCAAAAAGUGCUGCCCUGGUCGGAGUGCUUUGAAUGGGCGGAUGCGAGGUGUGGCAGGAAUCGCACAGUGAAUUCGUGCAAUGCUACCUUAGGUAAUACCACCAUUCAAGUCAACUCCUCCUUCCUCACCAGCCACAAUCUGACGUGUCUCAACGGCAGCAUUAUCUACAAUAAAAUGCAGCCUCCCAGUGAGCAGUACUGGAACAAAGUGGCUCUUCAGCGCUCGAGCGGGCUGGACGAGACGGGCCACGUCGUCUGGUACUUGGCCCUGUGCCUCCUCCUGUCCUGGAUGAUUGUCGGGGCCGCGCUCUUCAAGGGCAUCAAGUCCUCAGGGAAGGUGGUCUACUUCACAGCCCUCUUCCCCUACCUCAUCCUCAUCAUCCUGCUGGUGAGAGGUGCCACGCUGGAGGGGGCUAUGGACGGCAUCGAGUACUACAUCGGGAAGCAGUCCAACUUCACCAAGCUGAUGGAGGCGGAGGUGUGGAAAGAUGCAGCCACUCAGAUCUUCUACUCCCUGUCCGUGGCUUGGGGCGGGCUGGUCGCCUUGUCCUCGUACAACAAAUUUCACAACAACUGCUAUUCCGAUGCCAUUUUUGUCUGCGUUACAAACUGCCUCACCAGCGUGUUUGCUGGGUUUGCGAUAUUCUCCAUCUUGGGACACAUGGCUUUCCGGGCGCAGAGACCCGUCUCAGAAGUGGUGGACUCAGGGUUCGAUUUAGCAUUUGUCGCCUAUCCAGAGGCUCUCUCCCAGUUACCAGUUGCUCCCCUAUGGUCCUUCUUGUUUUUCUUCAUGCUUUUGCUCCUGGGUCUGGACUCUCAGUUUGCUACCAUAGAAACACUUACCACAACCAUACAAGAUGCAUGUCCCAAGGUGAUGAAGAAGCUGCGAAUUCCUAUAACCCUGGGAGUGUGUGUAAUCCUUUUUCUUCUCGGCCUUGUCUGCGUCACUCAGGCUGGAAUCUAUUGGGUUAACCUAGUGGAUCACUACUGUGCUGGCUGGGGGAUCCUGAUCGCAGCCGUCCUGGAAAUAAUCGGCAUCAUCUGGAUUUACGGAGGGAACAGAUUCAUUCAAGACGUGGAAAUGAUGAUCGGGAAGAAGAGCUUCCUCUUCUGGCUGUGGUGGCGAGCGUGCUGGUUCGUCAUCACGCCUCUCGUCUUGUCUGCCAUUCUGGUCUGGUCGGUGGUCACGUUCUCAGCUCCCACGUACGGCACGGUGAAGUAUCCUGCCUGGGGCAACGCUGUGGGCUGGUGCAUGAUCGCCUUUUGCAUCAUCUGGAUUCCCAUUUUUGCAGCCAUCAAAGUCGCGAAAGCUCGAGGAAACCUGUGGCAGCGCAUUGUAACCUGCCUGCGGCCAGCUCCGAACUGGGGGCCUUACCUGGAAUCACAUCGAGGAGAACGAUACAGCCACAUGGUGGAUCCCAAAAAGGAGAAGGACCAUGAGAUCCCGACGGUAGCGGGAUACGUGCACAAGCCUCAGUGAGACGCCGAGUUCCUCCUGCAGAUUUUUAACCUGAAUAGGAUUUUUUUAAUGUUAGGAGCCAGUGAUGCAAAAGAAGAGAGGAAGCCAUAGUAUUUAUUAUUAGCACUGAAUGUUUGUGGAGCAACCGGUCAUGGACCAGGGACUGGACCCCGGGAGGGCAGCCAAGUGUGUCCCAGCCUCCCCGGCGAAGAGGGGCCGGCUAUCCCCUACCCCGUCCUGUGGGGCGUGGCACGCAGCUGGCCUGCAGAUGUUGCUCCCGGCUGCAGCGGGGCUGGGGCAGAUGGGGCUGUGCUGCGCACACCACAGCCCAGACACCCCUCCUGCCUGCUCCAGCACCUCUCAAGGGGCGCCUGGGCGGGCUGAUGUCUGGCUGCGUAGCCUGGGCACCGAGCAUCAUUUCUGCAGUAGCGGGGCCCAGGAUUGGAGGCUGAGACAAACGUGUGUUUGUGGAGCUCAAGUCUCUGAUACGGAGCGGUGAGCAGCUGCCGUGCCCUGCAACGAGGGUACGAUGCAGCAGAGUAGCUUUCUGCACAUUUCUAUCCACUGGGAUCACAAACGGGUCACUGUCCUGUCGUACGAGCACAGUCGGGAGUCACCGACCUCGCACAGCUGAGUAAAAGGCAGGGUAGAUUUGCACCUUCUAGGCUAAGCAAAGUAGACCACUAGAUGUAUAAGUAUGUAUAGAUCUAUAUAGCCAUAUAUAUAUACAGAGAGAUCUACAGAUAGAUAUAGAUAUCUAUCUAUAUCUAUAGAUAACUAUAUAGAUCUAUAUAUAGAUACAUAUAUAGAUAUCUAUCUAUAUAUAUAGAGAGAGAUAGAAUAUAUCUAUAUAUAGAUAUAGAAGAGAGAUAGAUAUCUAUAGAUCUCUUUAUCUAUCUAUAGAAUAUAGCUAUACAUAGAUAGAUAUCUAUAGAUCUCUUUCUCUCUCUAUAUAUAGAGAUCUAUCUAUCUGUCUAACAUAUAUAUAAUAUGUUAUUUCAGCUACUUUAUAGUGUAUAUCUAUCUAUCUAGAUAGCUAGAUAGAUGGAUAGUGUUCACAAGUCUAUCAAUCAAUAGAGAGAUAGCUAUAGCCAGAUUGAUUAAUAGAGAUCUAUCGAUUGAUAUAGAUAUCAAUCUAUCUAAUAUAUAUAUAGAUCCAUGUAGAUAAUAUAGCUAUCCAUAUACAACACAAACUUUGUGAGCUGAAGCUCACUUCACCCGAUGCUGUGAAAGGCCGUGCGCAGAGCGGUAUAUAAGGGAAUGCAAAAUUUGCACACCAAAGCAGCGAGGGGGGCAGAGGGGCAUUGGGGGGACAGUCUGGGAGCAGCAAAUAUAAGCAAUAAGCCCUAGGACCACGGUAUCUGAUGAAGUGAUCUGCCCGUGCAAGGUUGUGCUGUACGUGGAUCUGUAACUACACGGGUUCGCCUAUAAAGUGUGAAUUGACCGGGCCGUCUGCACGACUUCAGACCAGAACACAACUGAUGGCGUCUGUCUUGCAGCUAAACCUGGAGCCCUCUUGUCCCCCCUGCACAGAGACGGCAGGGGAACGCGUUACCCUGCGCCCCGCUCCCCUUCGUUCUCGUGGGGGACAAGAGUCCCUCCUCGUGCGCGGUCCCACCCGAGGGCCUAGGCCCCACUUCAAAAGAGGGCAGCAGGAGGGUCAAAUCAUGCUUGAUAUUAGACUGUCGUCCCAGCCUGCCCGCGCUCAAAGCUCAGGAGUGCGGCACCGGGAAUCAUGACGGUCAUUUAUAAAUCCUGAUGCUUUAAGUAAAAAUCCUAGGAGAAAAAAGCCUUUUCGUUGGGUUGUCAGCAUUUCUCUGUGGUCCUUGUCAGCUUUCCUUGGUAUCGAUCAAGGCCAGUAACUCCCUUCCCUUUCCGCAUGAAGGCACGUGACCACGUGACUCCAGGGGCUGGGGAUUUAUGCCAACCAGCAAGUCUCAUGAGCGCUGAAUUUGUCCAUUCAUGUGAUUUUGGCUGUGAAGUGGCACGGUUUGUUUCCAAGGGACUUGGCCUCACGCAGGCUCCAACUUUACUGGCCACCAACACCUGCAAUUUGGUGGUGCAGGAUGGGAUGGAGGAUGUCUGUCCUGGUUUCGGGGAGCGGCGGGGACCGCUGUAUCUCUCCCCUUGUCGUUCCGGCUUCUUUGCAACAGCCUGGUGCAGAUUUCCAGCUCGCUGCCCCACGCGGGUCUCUGUCUCUCCUAGCCUGGGUGGGGAUCGCUGGCCGGGCGCUGGCUGUGCCGUACAAACAGAGGUUCAUUUUAUACUGGCAUUUUUGUGAUGAAUUAGCAAAUUCAGGAAAAUAAAAUGCAGAGUUUGUAA
Alligator mississippiensis (American alligator) is the source of this 4266-nucleotide messenger RNA. It is a transcript of the gene SLC6A14, whose product is annotated as solute carrier family 6 member 14. Gene Ontology annotation, cellular component: membrane. The transcript has 14 exons. Gene Ontology annotation, molecular function: L-proline transmembrane transporter activity. Gene Ontology annotation, biological process: sodium ion transmembrane transport. The coding region runs from base 46 to 1965 and encodes 639 amino acids. Lineage: Eukaryota; Metazoa; Chordata; Crocodylia; Alligatoridae. The record is from RefSeq and is a predicted model, not a curated record.